CUGAGUCCUGCCUUAUAUCCACAGUUGAUUACUCCUAACAUCGACAUAAUUACUGAUGAAGACGGGGUCAGAGGGUCCUGCCAUGAGGGAGAGGAGAAGCAGGCUAGCGGCCAGGCCUUUGACGGUGUGGUCCUGUGCCUCCUCUUCAGCCACAGUUGUCUCUCAGGUCUCAACGAGGCCGGGUGACGCUCCAGAAUGGGAGACAAGCCAAUUUGGGAGCAGAUUGGAUCCAGCUUCAUUCAACAUUACUACCAGUUAUUUGAUAAUGACAGAACUCAACUAGGCGCAAUUUAUAUUGAUGCAUCAUGCCUUACGUGGGAAGGACAGCAAUUCCAGGGGAAAGCUGCCAUUGUGGAGAAAUUGUCUAGCCUUCCAUUCCAGAAAAUCCAGCACAGCAUCACGGCGCAGGACCAUCAGCCCACACCAGACAGCUGCAUCAUCAGCAUGGUUGUGGGCCAGCUUAAGGCCGAUGAAGACCCCAUCAUGGGGUUCCACCAGAUGUUCCUAUUAAAGAACAUCAACGAUGCUUGGGUUUGCACCAAUGACAUGUUCAGGCUUGCCCUGCACAACUUUGGCUGACCUCCUCCCAGCCAGGCACUCAUGCUGUUUCCUCCUCCCUCCUCUUCCCGAUACUAUUCACACUCCUCCAGAUGCUCCAAAUAUCAUUCACAAAUGAGCAGGGCCACGGUGGGCGUGGGCGCAGUGCGCUGCUGCUACCGAGGUGUUGUGCAUGAUGUUUGGACGCUAGACUAGUUGCAUCUGACAGGAGAAGUUUGUGUUGUACCAGCGCAUGCCUUGGAAAGACUUAAGUAAUGCAAAAGGUUGUCUUUUUUUUUUUUAAUCUACUGACAAGUUGCUCUAGUAACCCAAAGAAGUGAAGGAGAAAGCAGCUGCCUCACCGCCCAGAUAUUGAUUUGUUCAGAUGUUUCAAUGCCUCAUGAUACAAUAAAACCACGAAAAUUUUCUUAACAGUUUAAAUUGUUUGAAUUAGUUGAAUAGUGGGCUGGGCAUCCAUAAUUACCCUGCCUCAUUGGCGCUCUCAUGUCUCACCAUCCCACCUCUGCGCCCACUCAGCAAUACCUGUUGCAAGGAGAAAACACCGAAGCAGCAUUCUGAGCUCAGGCAGCACUCUGAACUCGCUUCUCUUAGAAGCCCUGUAGGGCAUAGUGUUCCCUCCACCUGGCCUUGGAAAAGUGAGCUGCAGACAGGGAGAGCUCAGGUCUGAACGGAAGAUGCCCUUGAAGCCUCAGCAGUCAGUUCUGACAUCUGUGACCUCUACACUGGGUAGGGUCAGGGCUCUAAUGACAGGUGAGAUGAUGCAGAAUCCCACCGGAGAUUGAAAAGCCUUGGCAAGAAUGACCCAUUAAGUUCAGGCCCUCUGGACUGAGGGCUCAGCAGGACCAAGUAUGAGCGGGCAUUUGAGGGAGAAGGACCUGUUCCAGCCACAGAAGGGUCAGUGUCACAUCCCGCAUGCCCUGUAAAUCCCAGGCCAAGUAGAGGGCAGCUCUUACCCUGUACCAUCUGCUUUGGAUGUCACUGCCAGAAUGGGAGUGCCUCAAACAGCCCGCCUCCAAUGCCCACAGAGCCAGGCCUGCUUGGGUUGGAGUAUAGAUUUAAAACUAUGAAAGAAAGCAUUCUGAGUUUGAGGGAUUCAGGUUGUAGGAUUUCUCAUGCCCGAGACCUCUGCAAGGCAUCUCUAGGCCUUCUAUUCCCUCCCUGACCACAAACACAACCUCACACUACUAUCCUCAAAUCCCAGGAAAUCUCAGCUGUUGGGGCAGUUUCUCCUCCUUAGUUUUGGGGACAGACUUUGCCUAGUAUCAAUACAAAUCCAGCCCUUUAGCUGUGAGAUUUUGGUGGUGUAAAACUGAUGGCAAGGUAGCAACCACAGGCCAGAACCAAACCCAGGAUUUGGUCUGGUGUCCUGUUUGGGGGUUUAGUAUUGGUGAGGGCACCACAGCUUUGCCUGACAUGCACAGCCCCCCUUCCCUCCUGCACUCUGGAUGGCAGCCAAGGACUUCCUUAGACCCCCACUGGUAGCCUAGCUACACUGGGCACUGGGCUGGAUGGUGUGCUGUUUGAAAUAACAGCUUACUCGAGAGGUUUCAGUGGGACUAGUUUCUUGGCUGCUCUGUAUUUGGGGGAUAGAGGUUGGGGAGAGAGGUAGAAACCUGCUGCCUCUUAAACCACCCUGUAUAAAAUUUGCAAUACAGCUUUUCCAUGUACCUGUGCCUGAAAUGUCUGCAAUAAAGAAGUGUUUGUAAA
Odocoileus virginianus texanus is the source of this 2265-nucleotide messenger RNA. RefSeq names its product nuclear transport factor 2 (gene NUTF2). Lineage: Eukaryota; Metazoa; Chordata; Mammalia; Artiodactyla; Cervidae. The record is from RefSeq and is a predicted model, not a curated record. Gene Ontology annotation, cellular component: nuclear pore central transport channel. Gene Ontology annotation, biological process: protein import into nucleus. Gene Ontology annotation, molecular function: nuclear import signal receptor activity.